AUGGCUGACGGUUCGGCUGAGCAGCGCCCAACUGGCGAUGCCCUCAUCACCUCUGAGGACCCUAACCACCCAGCUAACCUGAUUCCGUCACUAUGCGCAAAGUUCUGGACUUUGGGUUGGGUUACUGGAACUGGAGGUGGGUGCUCUAUUCGAGAUGACGAUCUCGUAUACAUCGCCCCCUCAGGCGUCCAGAAAGAGCUUAUGAAGAACACCGACAUCUAUGUCAUGGCCCUCUCCGAGCAGGAUCCAAACCACAACAAGCUCAACCAGCGCACUUAUUUGCGAUCACCUCCCUGCUACAAGCCCUCGCAGUGCACUCCCCUAUUCCUCGCUGCUUUUACCCGUCGAGGAGCUGGCUGCUGUAUUCACACUCACUCGCACUGGGCCGUGCUAGUCACUCUCCUGCUUGAGACUCAGGGUCCUGGUAAAGACCGCGUGUUCGAGAUCAACAACAUUGAGCAGAUCAAGGGUUUUGGUCGGGGCAUGAACAAGACGGGCAACCUGGGCUACCAUGAUACCCUUCGCAUCCCCGUCAUCGAGAAUACCCCCCACGAGGAGGACUUGACUGAGUAUCUUGAAGAGGCGAUGGAGAAGUACCCCGACACAUAUGCUGUCCUAGUCCGUCGUCAUGGUGUCUAUGUCUGGGGUGAUAAUGUUCACAAGGCCAAGACUCAAUGCGAGAGUCUCGACUAUCUUUUCCAGCUCGCUGUUGAAAUGAAGAAGCUCGGCCUCCCUUGGAUCAGCGAGGUUGCGCAGAUCGCUCCCCAACGAACAUAG
Fusarium sp. VM40 is the source of this 777-nucleotide messenger RNA. The record is from the annotation of a GenBank genome assembly. NCBI's taxonomy places the organism in Eukaryota, Fungi, Ascomycota, Sordariomycetes, Hypocreales, Nectriaceae.